AUGGAGGAGGCAGAGUGGAUGCAGAGGCGGCCCAAGUCCGAGGACCUAAGGGUUGGGCUCAUCAGCUGGGCAGGAACCUACCUCACUUUUGAGGCUUAUAAGAAUACGGUCACUGCUACAGCAAAGGGCUUGGGCAAGAGACAGAUGUGGGAGCUCCUGGUGAGCAAUGAACAAGAGUCACAGGCAGUGGUUCGACUCAGAAGCCUGCAGGGCCUCUGCCUGCUGUCGGACGGUGAUGGCUCUGUGUGCUACGGGAGGCCCAGGAACAGCCACCAUGGGUGCUUCCUGCUGCGUUUCCACCGGAACGGUAAGUGGACCCUCCAGUGCAUGAUCACUGGGCACUACCUGGAGUCGGACGGCAAGGAUGUGUUCUGCAAAUCGAGGGUCCUCUCAGCUUAUCACAUGUGGACUCCGCGGCCAGCCCUGCACGUCCACGUGACCCUCUACAGCCCCCUCAACCGCUGCUACGCACGGGCGGACCCCACUGUCGGCCGAGUCUGGGUGGACACUCCCAUUCCCUGUCUAAAGGAGUGUGGCUUCCUGUUGCAUUUCCAAGAUGGCUGCUAUCACCUGGAGACCUCGACACACCUUUUCCUGUCCCACUUGGACCGGCUGGUCUCCCAGCCCUCAUCUCAGACCAUCUUUCACAUGCAAGUGCGGCCUGGAGGGCUGGUGGCGCUGAGCGAUGGAGAAGGGGGCAUGCUCUACCCACAGGGCCCACGGCUGCUCCUAGGACUGGGCUCCAGUCCCUGUCGGGGCGAGGAGUGGUUCAUCUUACAACACUGUCCAGCCUGGGUCAGCCUCAAGUCAAAGGCACGGAAGUUGGUCUCUGUCUUCUACGAUGUUGAGGUGUAUGCUGCCUCGGAGCACUUAACCCCAAUGGCCAUGUUCCAGUUUGAAUGUGACAGGGAGACCCCCACUCUGCAGCUUCGUUCAGUCAAUGGCUACUACCUAGCCCAGACAGAUGACCACAUGGUCAAAGGUGCAAGUGAAGUGUGA
Molecule: messenger RNA, 999 nt
Organism: Chrysochloris asiatica (Cape golden mole)
Lineage: Eukaryota; Metazoa; Chordata; Mammalia; Afrosoricida; Chrysochloridae
Gene: FSCN3
Product: fascin actin-bundling protein 3, testicular
Exons: 4
Coding region: 1-999 (332 amino acids)
Biological process (GO): cell migration; establishment or maintenance of cell polarity; actin filament bundle assembly
Cellular component (GO): ruffle; actin cytoskeleton; cytoplasm
Molecular function (GO): actin filament binding; protein-macromolecule adaptor activity
Source: RefSeq, a predicted model, not a curated record